AUUGGAGCCUAAUGUCGGCCAAGCAAUCGGAAGACCCCUGGUGGUCAUAUCACGAAAACGAACGUCUGUGCUAGUGAUUUCAGGAAAGAUUCAACAAGCUUGCGGCUGUUCAAAGAGAGAAUUUUAUGCUUUGUAAUUUAUGCAACAUGACGCAACUCAUUCCAGAAAAACUCGUCGGGAAAUUCUCCGAUUCCCCGCUGGGUGGUGGCCAACUCAACUUUGCGUUUGUACGACGCAUUUCAAUAUCCAGCCUUGACACGGUCAUCUCACAUAGCGGGACGGCUUCGGCGUCCGCUGUCGCACUACGAGACGCACUAUGGCUGGGUGGGGAUUCUCAUAGCUUCUGAUGCCUGGUCCCCGCACCGGAUAUGGUUCCUAUUUGCUGGGGAAUAGCGGAUAUGCAGCGGUGAACGGAGCCCAGCCCCCAGCUUGUAUCCAACGCGAUGCUCAAACUUGAGGCGACAUCAUAUGUUAGCCAGUAUUAAAGCUGGAAGGCUCCCAGACAAGGCUGUAAUUUGUGAUUUGAUUGCAACGCAGAAGUUCAUGAGAUUGGAGCAAAAUCUGAUAUAUCAAUACCAU
This is a messenger RNA of Trichoderma asperellum CBS 433.97, 579 nucleotides long. The record is from RefSeq and is a predicted model, not a curated record. Lineage: Eukaryota; Fungi; Ascomycota; Sordariomycetes; Hypocreales; Hypocreaceae.